This is a messenger RNA of Leptosia nina, 561 nucleotides long. NCBI's taxonomy places the organism in Eukaryota, Metazoa, Arthropoda, Insecta, Lepidoptera, Pieridae. The record is from the annotation of a GenBank genome assembly.
AUGCCAAGUGAAGAAAAGAGUGACACGAGAAAGGCUCUACGCACCCCAAAGUGCGCUAGAUGCAGGAACCAUGGGGUGAUUUCGUGUUUGAAGGGCCAUAAACGUUUGUGUCGAUGGCGUGACUGCAGAUGUCCAGGGUGUCUUCUAGUCCUGGAGAGACAGCGGGUUAUGGCAGCUCAGGUGGCUCUCCGUCGGCAGCAGAGUGCCGGCAGAACAGCACGCGAUGGCGAGGCUGCUGCAUUAGCUGCGAGGAAACGCGCUUAUCGAGCAAGACUUCGCUGCAUGCAAAUGACAAGAGUUUACCCAAACUCAGCCCCUCAAUAUGGUAGUUUGCAGUUAGCCGGAAAUGACGACGCUUGGUCAGAAAGAGUUCGCAAGCGUCGAACAUUCGCGGAUGCUACUCUAGACAGGGACAUCCCCACUUUGUCCCUCCCUGACCCACAACCAGCUGCAGUUCUCUGCAGACAUCUUUUAGCGGCUCUGCUCACCAACUAUGCGCCGGCGCAACCACCGAAACCAAGGAUAUCCUUUUCCAUCGAAUCUAUUAUUGGCGUCCAGUAA